GUUUUGAACAUCAUAAAUCAAAUAAUGGAUGAAUGCAUUCCACAUGAACGGGCCAACCGAGACUUUUGUGUUAAGUUUCCAGAGGAAAUACGCCAUGACAACCUGGCAGGACAGCUUUGGUUUGGAGCAGAAUGUUUGGCUGCUGGUUCAAUUAUUAUGAAUCGUGAAAUUGAGAGUAUGGCUAUGAGGCCCUUGGCCAAGGAUCUGACCCGAAGCCUAGAGGAAGUUAGGAAUAUCAUUCGUGACCAGGCUUUACGGGAUUUGAACCUCUACACAGAAAAAAUGAGAGAUUCACUGAAGCAUUUUGAUGUCCUUUUUGCUGAAUUUGAAUUAAGUUAUGUGUCGGCCAUGGUACCUGUGAAGUCUCCAAAAGAAUAUUAUGUACAGCAGGAGGUAAUCGUACUUUUCUGUGAGACUGUGGAGAGAGCCUUAAGGCUUGGAUACCUCACUCAAGAUAUGAUCGAUGACUAUGAGCCAGCUUUAAUGUUUACAAUUCCAAGAUUAGCCAUUGUAUGUGGCCUUGUCGUCUACUCCGAGGGACCAUUGAACUUGGACCAUAAACCAGAAGAUAUGUCUGAACUCUUCAGACCUUUUCACACUUUGCUAAGAAAAAUAAG
Pterocles gutturalis (yellow-throated sandgrouse) is the source of this 617-nucleotide messenger RNA. RefSeq names its product lateral signaling target protein 2 homolog. NCBI's taxonomy places the organism in Eukaryota, Metazoa, Chordata, Aves, Pterocliformes, Pteroclidae. Gene Ontology annotation, cellular component: early endosome membrane. The record is from RefSeq and is a predicted model, not a curated record. Gene Ontology annotation, biological process: negative regulation of epidermal growth factor-activated receptor activity. The annotation marks the transcript as partial. The transcript is spliced from 5 exons.